Messenger RNA from Pieris rapae (cabbage white), 2247 nucleotides. RefSeq names its product protein disulfide-isomerase (gene Pdi). Gene Ontology annotation, biological process: protein folding; response to endoplasmic reticulum stress. Lineage: Eukaryota; Metazoa; Arthropoda; Insecta; Lepidoptera; Pieridae. Gene Ontology annotation, molecular function: protein disulfide isomerase activity. The record is from RefSeq and is a predicted model, not a curated record. Bases 120 to 1604 code for a protein of 494 amino acids. Gene Ontology annotation, cellular component: endoplasmic reticulum. The transcript has 10 exons.
UGCCACGUCGAGUGAGACAGUCGGUACGGUUGUGAAGUGGCAUUUUCGGCAUUUUGUUAAGUUUCGUCUUCUGAGUAGAAGAUAGUUAGUAAUACGGACUGGUAGUUAAGUAUUUCAAGAUGAGAUUUUUGAUAUCAAUUUGUGCGAUAGCCCUUUUGGGUUCCGCUAUCGGAGACGAAAUACCAACAGAAGAUAAUGUACUUGUGCUGACCAAACCGCUCUUCGAUGAUGUUAUUUCAAAAACAGAGUACAUUUUAGUUGAAUUCUAUGCACCUUGGUGUGGACACUGCAAAUCGCUCGCUCCAGAAUAUGCAAAAGCUGCUACUAAAUUGGCAGAGGAGGAUUCGCCUAUUAAGCUCGCUAAAGUCGACGCUACUCAGGAACAGGAUCUGGCUGAGCAAUACAAAGUUCGCGGAUACCCCACACUCAUUUUCUUCAAGAACGGCAACCCUAUUGAAUACUCAGGUGGUCGUCAAGCUGAUGACAUUAUUGCAUGGAUAAAGAAGAAGACUGGACCACCAGCUGUGAAUGUUGCAUCAUCAGAACAAGCUAAGGAGCUCAUUGCCGCAAACAAUGUCAUCAUCUUUGGUUUCUUCCCAGACCAAACCACCCAAAAAGCUGUUGCCUUCCUAAACACAGCUGGUUUGGUAGAUGACCAAGUAUUUGCUAUUGUAACUGAUGAGAAACUUAUUGAAGAAUUGGAAGCCAAGUCUGAAGAUGUUGUGUUAUACAAGAAUUUCGAAGACCCAAGUGUCAAGUUUGAAGGCGAAGACUUGAAUGAAGACAUCUUGAAAAACUGGGUGUUUGUACAGAGCAUGCCUACUGUUGUUGAAUUCUCUCAUGAGACAGCUUCCAAGAUCUUUGGUGGACAAAUCAAGUACCACCUUCUUGUGUUCUUGUCCAAGAAAAACGGUGACUUCGAAAAGUACUUAGAUGGUCUCAAGCCUGUCGCUAAGACCUACCGCGAGAAGAUCAUGACCGUUGCCAUCGACACUGAUGAGGAUGACCAUCAAAGAAUCUUGGAGUUCUUCGGCAUGAAGAAGGAAGAAGUCCCUGCCGCUCGUCUUAUUGCCCUGGAACAAGACAUGGCCAAAUACAAACCUGCAUCCAACGAACUCACUGCUAACGCUAUUGAGGAAUUCAUCCAAUCCUUCUUCGCUGGUACCUUGAAGCAACACCUUCUCAGCGAGGACGUGCCCGAAGACUGGUCCGCCCAACCCGUGAAGGUUCUGGUCGCUAAAAACUUUGAUGAAGUUGUCUUUGACACCAACAAGAAGGUUCUUGUUGAAUUCUACGCGCCUUGGUGUGGACACUGCAAGCAACUGGUCCCAAUCUAUGACCAGCUCGGUGAACACUUUGAGAAGGAUGAUGACGUAGUCAUCGCCAAGAUCGAUGCCACCGCCAACGAGUUGGAGCACACUAAGAUCACCUCAUUCCCAACCAUCAAACUCUACUCUAAGGACAACCAGGUCAAGGACUACAACGGUGAAAGAACGCUGGCCGCGCUCACCAAGUUUGUUGAAACUGACGGAGAAGCUUCAGAGCCAGUACCUUCUGUGUCGGAAGAAGAUGAGGAAGAUGCAGCGCCCCGGGACGAGUUAUAAGCAAAGCGGCCAAUCUCUCUGAGACUUCCAUAGAUAUAGUACUGUAUAGAUGUAAUUCUAAACUUACACUUAACCUGUGCAUUUUAUAAGCUAGACUGUUAAUUUUUGUACUGAGUUUAGGUUGUUCUUCCAUUUUCGUUGUUUAUGGACUUUUAUAACAGAUUAAAAAUAUUUCUCUAUGGUUACACUUAUAAAGAUCAUCUAUUGCCAUAUUGUAUGGUCUAUGAUAUUUUUCAUUAAUACUCUGUCUUCGUGUCCUAAAUAUUUAGGGUUAUGGCAGUAAUUUAUUAAUAAUUUAUUUCAUAAUCAGCAGCAAAUAGAUUAUGUAUGUGUGUAUAUUUAUAAUUUCUGUAUCAUAAUGUUGUUUUACGUUCCUUAGUACAAAGUUGUGUUACAUCGAACAAGAGCGGCUUUUUAGCUUAAAUCUCAUUUUAUGCGUAGUUAGUUUUCAUCACAAUAAUUGGUCGGUUAAGUGACACAUUUGUUUAUGAAAUUGUUUAAGAUGUUAUAAUGAAGGUGCUUCGAAAAGAUCAAAUAUUUUCUCACGUUUGGUUAUAAAAUGUAAAUAUUGUUUUGAUUAAAAUCCGCGUCUGUUUAUUGUGGAUACAGAAAUUGAUAAAUAAAAAUUUAUUAAAAUAUUAAA